AUGAAGAUCAAGCCCUUUGUUCUAGGCAUAGCCUCCGUGCUCAGCUCCCUGGUGGACGCACUACCGAGCCCAGGCAAUGAGACCAGCAAGCCACAGGCCUCGGACCGAAUGGUCUUUGCCCAUUUCAUGAUCGGAAUCGUCAGCAACCGCAAGUCGGCCGCCGAUUUCGACAGCGACAUGAAACGCGCGAAAGACUUAGGGAUCGACGCCUUCGCCCUCAACAUUGGCGUGGACCGCGUCGACCCCUUCACAGAUACACAAUUGGAGUUUGCGUACCAGUCGGCCGCGAACAAUGACAUGAAGGUUUUUAUAUCCUUCGACUUCAACUGGUGGAAAGAAGACUCCGAGGCCUCUCUAGUUGGGCAGAAGAUUGCCAAGUUUGGGGGAAAGCCGGCACAGCUCAUGAUGGACGGCAAGAUUUUCGUCUCAUCGUUUGCGGGUGACCGAGUGGAUGUCAACGCGAUCCGUUCUGCUGCUGGCCGGCCCAUCUACUGGGCUCCGAACUACCACCGACCGGAGAGCGCUGAUAUCUCCAAAGUGGAUGCUCUGCUGAACUGGAUGGCCUGGCCCAAUGAUGGGAACAACAAGGCACCUAAGCCCGGUCGUCUUGUGACCGUGCAGGAUGGCGAUAAGAAGUAUAUGAAUGCGUUGGGAGGCAAGCCCUAUAUCGCUCCCGUCUCGCCUUGGUUCUCUACCCACUUUGGUCCCGAAGUCCCAUAUAGUAAGAACUGGGUCUUUCCGUCGGACAAUCUCUGGUAUGAGCGAUGGAUUGAGAUGUUGCACCUCAAGCCACGCUUCAUUGAAAUCGUCACUUGGAACGACUACGGUGAAUCCCAUUACAUUGCCCCUCUGGCCUCUCCCCACACAGAUGACGGAUGUUCCAAAUAUGUCAAUGACAUGCCACAUAAUGGCUGGAUGGAACUGGCCCGGCCUUUCAUUGCCGCCUACAAGGCGGGUGCCUCAUCCGUUAACGAAUAUAUCAAGGACGAGCAAUUGAUCUACUGGUAUCGACCCUCUCCCCGCGGCGCAAACUGCGACGCCACCGACACCUGCAUGGUUCCCGCAGACAACAGCAGCGGCAAUUACUUCAUGGGCCGGCCGAAUGGCUGGGAGUCCAUGGAUGACGUGGUCUUCAUCGUCUCCAUGUUGAAGUCCCCUGCCAAGAUCCAGGUCUCCUCGGGGACCAGCCAGCAAGUCUUCGAGGCCAAGGCUGGCGCCACAGCCUUCAAAGCCCCGAUGGGCGUCGGGCAGCAGAGCUUCGCCGUGGUCCGCGACAACAAGAUGGUCCUGGCCGGGACGAGUCCAAAGGAUAUCAUCGAGGGGUGUGUGUGCGGUAUCUAUAACUUCAAUGCCUUCGUCGGGAUGCUCCCCGCGGAGCCCAUGGACAACCUCCAGCCAGACAGUCUCGCCCGCUUCGCCCAAGGCCUCAAGGUGCAAUGCGAAGCCAGACCGUCGCUAAAACCACCACCUCCUCCACCAUCAACAAUCAAUCCCAACCCACCUACCAACCCUCCAAACCCACCGAUGAAUCCUCCAAACCCUCCUCCAACAAACAAUCCCCCUCCUCCACCGCCCCCUACCACAACCCAAAACCCACCACCACCGCCAACGAACAACCCUCCCCCAAACAAUCCUCCCCCAAAUCAGCCCCCAGGAACUGUCUGCACCGGUGGCACAGGCCAAGACAACCACAAAGGUCUCUGCGACUUCUGCUGCCACUAUGGCUAUUGCCCACCGGGACCCUGCACCUGCAACGCAUACGGCGCCCCAGUCCCGACACCACCAUCAACAGGCCAGAGAGGUGUGCCCGCAAACGGACUCGACGACUCCUACAAGGGCCUGUGCAGCUUCGCUUGCGACCACGGCUAUUGUCCGCCGGGGGCGUGCAGACUCGCCUGA
Molecule: messenger RNA, 1899 nt
Organism: Aspergillus pseudonomiae
Lineage: Eukaryota; Fungi; Ascomycota; Eurotiomycetes; Eurotiales; Aspergillaceae
Product: glycoside hydrolase family 71 protein
Exons: 5
Coding region: 1-1899 (632 amino acids)
Biological process (GO): mating projection tip cell wall disassembly
Molecular function (GO): glucan endo-1,3-alpha-glucosidase activity
Source: RefSeq, a predicted model, not a curated record